UUCUCUCAAACUAGCCAUCUUGUUUCUCGUCUCCUUCAACGAAAUACAUGUCAUGAUCCGGAAGGGGUCGGCACGUCUGAGCCCGCGCGCGCUGAGGCAAAUCCACGGCAACCUGGUGGUCGGAGGAGGCGUCACCGCCGCCGCGCGGCUCCAGCCUCUGCGGGAGCUCCUGCUCGCGUGUGUCGUCUCGUUCCGCGGCAGCAUGGACUACGCCCGCAAGCUGUUCGACGGAAUACCCCGCCCGGACCUCUUCAUGCACAACGCCAUGGUGCGCGGGUACGCUCACGCGGGCGCGCCCGCCGCGGCCUUCGCGGUGUACCGCCGGAUGUUGGAGGCUGCCCCCCUGCGGCCCGACGGGUUCACGUUCUGCUACCUGCUGCGGGCGUGCGCCGGCUUUCCUGGUUCUUGCUUCGCCGGGUGCCAGGUCCAUGGCGCGGUGGUGAAGCUGGGGUUCUUGAAGGACGCUUACGUGAGGAAUGCGCUCAUCAACAUGCUCGCCAAGUGCGGGGAUCUGAGGGCCGCCUGCGUGCUCCUUGACGAAGCCGGCGAAGAGGAUGUCGUGGCGUGGUCGGCUGUCAUAGCAGGGCAUGCGGCGAAGGGUGACAUAGAUGCUGCACGGAAGAUGUUUGAUGAAUGUCAGCACAAGGACAUAGUUUGUUGGAACGUGAUGUUGGGCGUGUAUGCAAAGAAUGGAGAGAUGGAGAAGGCGAGGGAGCUGUUCGACUGUGCGCCUGAAAAGGAUGUGGUUUCAUGGAACACUAUUAUCAAUGGGUACACUGUGCAAGGGAUGCUGAAUCAUGCGUUGGAGGUGUUUGAUGAGAUGAGGGCAGCAGGGUGGGAGCCUGAUGAAGCAACCAUUGUUAGCUUGUUGUCAUGCUGUGCGGACACGGGGUCGCUCGAUGCGGGGAGUAUGAUACAUCAGAUGCACUUGGAAUGGAGGCCAUGGAUAAGCAUUGUUGUUGGAAAUGCAUUGGUGUCCAUGUACGCAAAGUGUGGGGAUUUGCAUACUGCAAUUGAAGUCUUUAACACAAUGAAGGAGAGGGAUGUUUGGACAUGGAACUCAGUCAUAGGAGGAUUGACCUUCCAUGGACAAGCAGAAAAAUCUGUCCAAUUCUUCAAGAAAAUGCUUGAAGAGAGAAUUUACCCAAAUGAGAUCUCUUUCCUAUGUGUACUUGGUGCAUGCAGCCAUGCGGGAUUAGUUGAAGAUGGUCGCAAAAUUUUCUAUCUGAUGAAAGACAAGUACGGAAUCGAGCCUAAUGCAAGGCACUACAGUUGCAUAGCAGACAUGCUUGGGCGUGCAGGCUUACUAAACGAAGCAUUUACGAUCGUGACUAACAUGAGGUGUAAACCUAGUGCGGUCAUAUGGAGGACAUUGCUUGGUGCCUGUAGAACCAACGGGAAUAUGAUUCUGGGCAAGUUCGCCAGGGAGAAGCUACUAAACAUGAACGAGGAUGCAAGUGGAGACUAUGUGCUGCUCUCUGGAAUUUAUGCCUCAUCUGGUGAAUGGUUGGGGGUGGAGACAGAGCGGAGGACAAUGGAUAGAAGAGGGAUAAGGAAAGUUGCUGGCUAUGCUCAAAUUGACCGUAAAUCUGCUGGUCUUUCUACACCAUGAUUGGUGUAUGUUAUACCAUGGAGUUAAAUAUGAAUAGACAGUUUUUUUUAAGAUAAUGGGUGAUAGCAUCUAGCCUUUACUUCAAAAGAAGCUACAACCACCUAUUACAAAGUUUUGCAAGCAACUCCUAGGACUAUUACAAAGUCUUGAAAGAACACAAGAAAAACAAACUGGAUGGCACCAACAAGGAGAAUAUUAUCUGUAGGAUAAACGAACAAAGAGGUUAGGCCCUGGAUAGUCGAUCGAUCAUGUUCAAAACUGCAGAACAUGGUAUAACCAUCAAUUAACAUGAACAAAGAUGCAAGUGACAACUAUGUGCUGACCUCUGGUAUUUAUGCAUCAUCCAUUGAAUGAUUAGAGGUGGAGACAGAGCAGGAAUCAACGUAUAUAAGAGGGUUAAGGAAAAAGAGAAAUAUCUAGCUAUUCUCAGGUUGGCCAUGAAACUGCUGGUUUUUCUGCAAUACAAUGAACUGUAGAUGAAAAGUAGGCAGUGCUCCAGAAUCCAUAUUGAUUGAGAAAUGAGAGGAAGUAGUAUCAAGCAUAUUCAAGACCAGCAUGGAAGCAUCUAGCACUAU
This is a messenger RNA of Oryza brachyantha (malo sina), 2187 nucleotides long. Its product is annotated as pentatricopeptide repeat-containing protein At5g15300-like. Gene Ontology annotation, molecular function: RNA binding; protein binding. NCBI's taxonomy places the organism in Eukaryota, Viridiplantae, Streptophyta, Magnoliopsida, Poales, Poaceae. Gene Ontology annotation, biological process: RNA modification. Bases 53 to 1612 code for a protein of 519 amino acids. The record is from RefSeq and is a predicted model, not a curated record. The transcript has a single exon.